Letharia lupina is the source of this 1698-nucleotide messenger RNA. RefSeq lists its product as uncharacterized. Lineage: Eukaryota; Fungi; Ascomycota; Lecanoromycetes; Lecanorales; Parmeliaceae. The coding region runs from base 1 to 1698 and encodes 565 amino acids. The transcript has a single exon. The record is from RefSeq and is a predicted model, not a curated record. Gene Ontology annotation, cellular component: fungal-type cell wall. Gene Ontology annotation, biological process: fungal-type cell wall polysaccharide metabolic process.
AUGGCAGUCCUAAAUAUCGCCCUUCUGGCCGCUCUUCUUCCUGCCGUUCUGGCUAUUCCACAGCAUGGCUCCAUGUAUCACGGACCUCAUAAAGGAAGCAAGCCUUCAGGCGGCUGGCCACAUCCGACUGGUGGACCAUUCCAGUCUGGUCAAGCUCCUUUCCCUCCCAAGGGCUCCGGAGGUGCUCCUUUCCCAGCUGAAAACUCGACAGCUGGUGGUGCCACGGCUACUGGCACCGGUAUGGUGACCAUCAAAUCAACCAUCAACCUCAUCCCUGUACCAUUGACUAGCUCCGCCCCUGUAGCAGGCCAGUCCCCAGCUACGACUGGAGCUGCCGGAGGCUCUGGGCAAUCUGGCUCUCCAGGAUCUCCAUCUGGUGCACCAGGUGGACCUGGCCAGGCUGGAAAUCCAUGUGGACCUGCCACAGUCACCGUCACGACGGCCAACACGGUCACUGUCACAGUUCAAGCCAGCCCCAGCCCGAGUCCGAUUGAAUCCCCCCAAUCUUCCGCCCCAGUCCAAUCGUCGGUCGUACCUUACCCCAUGUACAACAGCAGCAUCCCAAUUGGACCCACUGGCUCGGGCAGCCUUUUGACAAGUUAUGUCGCGCCCACCCCUCCAUCAUCGUCUUCGGCCAGUUCUUCCGCUAGCCCUAAAAUAGUACAAGAAGCAUCGGACGGCCAGGUCUUUGUUCCCGCAACCCCUGUCGAGGCCGGGAUCGCAGCGACCACUUCGUCCCCAGUGGCUGUAAAAGCAGACUAUCACCCACCUGCCGCAACCCCUCAUUUUCCUCCUGUACCGGCUCCUGCUUCACCUCCUUCAUCCUCUUCCGUCUCCACCGCCCCCUCCGUUCCUGCUGCACCGGCUCCUGCUUCAUCCUCUUCAGUCUCUACCGUCCCGUCCGCCCCUGCCAGCUCACCUUCUACUGGCACUGGCAGCACCGGUGUCAAAGCUCGCGGUCUCCUUUACAGCUACAAUAACAAGCAAUUGUCCCCGGACGAAUCCCUUGCCCAAGCUAACGCCGCUGUCAAUGACGCCUGUGGUUGGAUGACCAACUGGGACUCCUCGCCAGCCACAGGCUCUGGACCGGCGAGUGGAAGCGGCAAAGUCGAAUACGUUGCCCAACUGUGGGGCACGGACGCAACCCAUCUAGCCGCCUGGCAAACCAACGCCAAAACACCAUGGGUCAUAGCUUUCAAUGAGCCAGAAAGAUGUGACGGUGGAGGCUCAUGUCUAACCUACCAAGAAGCAGCUGCUGCUCACACUGCACACAUUGCACCAUUGAGAACGGGGGGCACCAAAGUGACAACACCAUGCACUCAGAACAAUAUUGGCUCGUCCGGUAUCGGUAGUGACUAUAUGGCAAGUUUCUUAGCACAGUUCCCUUCGAACAGCUUCGAUGCCAUCUGUUGUCACUGGUAUGGACCGGGCACCCAGGAAGGAUUGAAUGGCUCGGACAAUCCUCAAAGUCUCGCAGCUACGGUGGCUGAGUACCAGAGGCUCCGGAAGCAAUACGGCAUUGCUGAGCUCUGGAUCACGGAGGGAGGUCCUGAAGACGCGGCUUUCGACACGCUCACUACCUUUCUUGAGUGGCUAGAUGAUCCAUCCAACGGCGUGGAUCGUUACGCCUGGAACGGAUUGAACAGCCCCAGUAGCGUUGUUGAGGUGGGGACGGGUUCGACUUACAUGUCGAGCUGA